Molecule: messenger RNA, 1875 nt
Organism: Anoplophora glabripennis (Asian longhorned beetle)
Lineage: Eukaryota; Metazoa; Arthropoda; Insecta; Coleoptera; Cerambycidae
Product: cytosolic carboxypeptidase 6
Exons: 10
Coding region: 1-1875 (624 amino acids)
Biological process (GO): proteolysis
Molecular function (GO): zinc ion binding; metallocarboxypeptidase activity
Source: RefSeq, a predicted model, not a curated record
AUGGGGGAUUUCGGGGAAGAUUCUGACGACAGUGACGGAGAAGGGGGUAUGGGAAACGUGAAUCGGCUGAUUAUGCGACCCCCCGGACACAGUGGAAAAGCGAAGCGUGGACAUUUGUGUUUCGAUGCUUCCUUCGAAACAGGGAACUUAGGCAGAGUUGAUCUGGUAAAUGAGUACGAGUAUGAUUUGUUUAUAAGGCCCGAUACUUGUUCCCCGAAGUUACGUUUCUGGUUUAAUUUCACGGUGGAUAACGUUAAACAGGACCAAAGGGUUAUUUUUAAUAUAGUCAAUAUCAGCAAAGAGAGAAAUUUAUUUAUGGAAAGUUUGACGCCUUUGGUGAAGUCUUCGAGUAGACCGAAAUGGCAAAGAAUACCUAAAAAGUACGUUUUUUACCACAAAUCUGUUGUGCAUCAGGGCCAUUACAUCCUAAGCUUCUCAUUUGGAUUCGACAAGGAAGACGAUGUUUUUCAGUUUUGCUUAGCUCCUCCUUAUAGCUAUACAAGAUUACAGACGUUUCUGAAUGUUCUGGAGAAAAAGGCUACUUACUUAAGUGACAAUUUCAAAAGAGAAUUACUAGAGAACAGUGUGCAAAAAAGGAGGCUAGACUUGAUAACUAUAGGAUCCUUGGACAGAUCACAACAACCAAAAACGAAAAGAAGGGUAGUUGCUAUAAUGGCUAGAGUUCAUCCAGGAGAAUCCCCAGCUAGUUUUGUAUGUCAAGGGCUCUUGGAACUGUUAAUAAGUUCAAAUUCCAUAGCGACGCUGCUACGAGAAAACGUCAUAUUUAAAAUAAUUCCUAUGCUGAAUCCCGACGGAGUUUUCCUAGGGAAUUACAGAAGCACUGUGAUGGGCACUGACUUGAACCGUUCUUGGCAUAUAGCGAAUCCAUGGUGCCACCCAACCAUUAAAGCUGUGAUAGAUAUGUUGUUAGUACUAGAUAAAAACAAGGAGUUCCAGUUAGAUUUCGUGAUAGACAUCCACGCCCACUCAAGUUUAAAAGGAUGUUUCGUGUAUGGAAAUACUUAUGAAGAUGUUUAUAGAUACGAAAGACAUAUUUUAUUUCCGAAACUGUUGGCCACAACGUCGGAUGACUACGUUGCAGAAAACACAAUGUUUAAUUCAGACAACAAUAAAAUAGGAACGGCUAGAAGAUACCUCUGCUCGUUGUUGAGCGACAAAGUCAAUUGUUACACCUUUGAAGUGUCUAUUUUUGGAUACAAAAUUAAAGGCUCCGAAGUUACUGUUCCGUACAAUGAAGAAAGUUAUAUGAGAUGUGGACGAAACUUAAUAAGAACGUUUCUGGAAUAUUACCACAACACUGGUGCUAUACCAAUGCAGAUAGCAUCAGAAAUUUCAAACAAGAAGCACCACCGCUCGAGAGCGAAUCAAGUGAGGAGAAGAAAUAAAAAUCGCUGCAAGCCAAGACCCCUUACAAGCAGGACACAAGCCCAGUUGCAUUUUACAAAUUUAAAUAUUAACUACGACAGUGAAACUUCUCUUGAGGAUUUUUCUUAUAGUUACAGAAAUUCGAGCCCUCAAAGAACUUUAGAGAGGUUUAGUGAACAUUUGCAUUCAAGGAGGAACAUUGGAGGUGCAAGAAGUGGGAGAGACUAUAGCCAGAAAUUUACUAAAAGUGGAUCUCCUCCUCCAACAACAUACGUUGUUUUGCCGGAGCCUAGUUUGUCUAUUAUCGAUUUCAAUAUUAUUUCUAGAGAUGACAUUGAAAGGGUCACCAAAUUAAAUAAAGUCAAAAUUAAAAAAAUUUUCUCAGAACUGCAACUUGGAGUGCACCGCUCUGAUUGGUUGGAACAGUUGCUAGUUGCUAGCCUGGAUCUAGAGUUCGCGAAAGGCGCCAACGCGGUGCUAGUACUUUAA